Molecule: messenger RNA, 357 nt
Organism: Lactuca virosa
Lineage: Eukaryota; Viridiplantae; Streptophyta; Magnoliopsida; Asterales; Asteraceae
Source: the annotation of a GenBank genome assembly
AUGUUGGCCUCUCUAAAAAGGCAGAACAUCGAUGUCAAAGGGUUGGUUGCUGAAGCAGAAAAUUGGGUGUCUGAACAAGAAUCAUCUGCUGAAGAUAAAGGUAAGGAUAAGUGUUUGAUGUCUCAAACUGAAGAUCCGGUUGUUGAAAGAGGAUCUAGCUCUUUUAAAGAUGAUCUUGCCAAAGCUGCGAAGGACUCAAAACAUCUAGAUUGGGAUUCAUCAUCUUUGUAUCAGGUAAAUAAGUUCAUCACUUACACUGACAACGAAAAGUCUAUGAUGUUUAAUUACUUGUGUCAUCAUCACUCAAAAGUUAAUCAAGAAAACAUAUGCUUAGGGUUGAGAUUGACACACUUAUGA